Molecule: messenger RNA, 2416 nt
Organism: Tachysurus vachellii
Lineage: Eukaryota; Metazoa; Chordata; Actinopteri; Siluriformes; Bagridae
Product: CD276 antigen homolog
Exons: 7
Coding region: 136-1572 (478 amino acids)
Biological process (GO): immune response; cellular response to lipopolysaccharide; T cell costimulation
Cellular component (GO): external side of plasma membrane
Source: RefSeq, a predicted model, not a curated record
UUCACUUUCUCCUGAAUGGUGGGGACAUUGUCAGCAGAAAUGUAGGUAGCGUUAAAUCUGGGAUCAACAAAACUGGCUGUGUCCAGUAGCUCUUCUGUGAUAGGGUCUGAGUACUUCUCCUUAAGGUACCUGAGGAUGCUGGUUUUGAUAGUUUUAGUCAGCUCCACAUCAUCCUUCUCCUCAGCAAGCACUCGUGAAUUGAGGAUGUGCAGUACAGGCUUUACAAAUGAAAUGGUCACAUACACUUCCCCUGAUAGGGCGUCUGUGAACUCCAUCAAAGGGGAAAGAGCCUUGCUGACCGCCUCUAAGACAUCCAUGUCAGCCCACGAUGGAACAAGGCGCCUGGAUUUUUUUGUCUUCAGAAAGGACCUGUGUAAUAGCUUUCCUUUGUUCGAGGACUCUUGCAAUCAUCAUUUGCAUCGAUCCCCAUCUGAAGUUCAUGUCAUCUGCAUCUACUCUGAAGACUGCAUCUUGCCCUGUCUCUUCCCUCCAUCUUCUGAAGAGGUUUUUUUUCAAUGGUACAAACAGGGAACACUGAUAUACAGUUUCCUGGAGGAUGAAGAUGAAUCAGUUUACAGCAGCAUUUCCGUGUUUACUGAUGAAGUGUCACAUGGCAAUGCCUCCCUGCUUUUGCAUGUCAGCAAUAUAAAGAGCCGAGGGCGCUAUAAAUGUGUGGUUAAUACCACCAAAUCUGUUCAGGAGUCUUACAUCAUUGUCAAGGUUGAAGCUCCAAUCCAUGGGAUUGCCAUUGAGGUCAGUCUCACUGAGCAUUUGCAGUGCUCUUCACAUGGUGUGUACCCUGCUCCACUGCUAAAGUGGUCUACAGAGCCAAGUAUUGCUUCGAACUCCUUGCAAGCUGUCACUCGAAUAAGGGCAACAAAUAACCUGUAUAGUAUAGAGAGUACUGUAAAGAAAAUGUACACAAACUCAAAUCUUACCUACAUCUGCAGCAUCACAUCAAAAUACAGCUUACAAUCAUGGAGAGCCUCACUGCUUCAGACAGAAAUGUCUGUAAAUUAUGGGGAAAAGCUGGUUAUUCCAUGCAUGGCGCCAAAGAAUCUUAAAAACCUCACUCUCACAUGGACUUUUAUAAGUCAGAACAAGCGGACAGACGUCUUGACCUAUUUCAGUCAAACCCAAAGAAUCAAAAAUCACUGGGAUGACCGGGCAGAAUUGGACCUGAACAAGGCUCUGAUGGGAGAUGGAUCACUUUACUUAAACAACUUAGGCUCUAAGCAUUCUGGGACAUAUACCUGUACAUAUACAGGUUCCCAGGUCAAACACAUAGUCCAAACGUUAGUUUCACAGACAGGUAAUAGUGGGUCCAAACUUUGGAUGGUGGCUAUCACAGUAGCCAUUACAGUAGCGGCACUGAUUCUCCUUUGUGUGAUUUUCUACAUCUACAGAAAAUACAAAGGUAAGUCUAAAGAUUCUUGGCAAGACCACAACCAACAGGACGCAGAGAUGCAGACUAUGCAUGAGGGCAAUUCAGUGGAGGAGUUACAAGCAGAAAUCAAACCGCUUGCAAAUCACAAGAAAGGAGAGUCUUCUGCUGGAAAGUCCCUACAGUAAUGAAUGCAGUGACAUCCGGCAUUCUAUAUGUGCACUGUAGUAUAGGGUGAAAAUCAAAGUAAAUAAUAUUUCAAAGACACAUGAACAUAGUUUCUGGGGUAUGGGGGUAGCCUGCUUCCAUAUUUAUACAGUGAUCAAAAGGCACAUAUGUAGACAUACAUAUACAAAUACAUAUGUGAUUUAAUUUGUAACAUUAUUGCUCUUCCAAAAUCAAGUGUGAGUUUGUCACAAAAUGUGUCUGUGAUGAUCCUCAGUCAUCAAGGUGUGGUGUGGUAGAUUUGUUAUAAAUUAUCAAAUAAAAAAAAGUAUAUAAAUAUAUUAAACAUAUUAAAGGCCCCAUCUAGUGGCCAUCAAUGGCCACAGAGCUUGAUUACUGGUUCACUGGGAGAGCAGGUAGAUUGCAUUGUCUGAGAGGGAGAGUAAAAAAAACAUUAGGAGGUUAAUAGGAUAAUAGUAGGAUAAUAUUGUGUAAUCUAGAUAAUUAUCAGUAUAAAAAUGUUAGUGAAAAACAGCCUUGUGUUAUUUUAGCUCAAUUUUAUUUUAAUAAUUUCUAUUAUCAUUAUAUAAUCAUUAUAUAUUCAGAUGUUCAGUACAUUGGCAUGUUAAAAUCCCAAAAUAAAUUGUGUGAGUUUUUACCAGUCUGCAUUCAUUUGGGCUCUUAUUAUUCCCUUUGUAAUUUGUUGCAAUUAAACAAUCAUUUAAUCAUAACUGCUUGAGAGCAUUAGAGAGAUAAAUGGAUGUAGAUAGAUAGAAACGGAGCGAAGAAGAGGGGAAUGAUGUAAUUCCUGAUAUAACAAAGCUGUUUUUUUAAUUAAUUUUUUGAUCAAUGUAAUUAAAAAUAUAU